ACCUUAUCAUCUCUCAAAGUACGUUUCAACUUUCAACUACAGAGUCAACAACCAUGGCCGACGCUCUCAUCUCCAUUGUUGUGGAACAGCUGAUCAACAUCCUGACGCACCAAGCCCAGGAGCUAAAAAGAACUUUGGGUGUGGAGAAGGAGAUCAAAAACCUAUCAUCAAAGCUCGAGAAAAUCAGGGAGGUAUUGGAUGAUGCAGAAAAGAAAAGCUUUACGGAAGAGGGCAUCAAGCUCUGGAUCGAAGAUAUCAAAAACUUCUCCUACGAAGUGGACGAUGUUCUUGACGAGUGGAGAACCAGAAGUCUGAGACAACAGAUUGAGAGUUCAGCUCCAGAAAGCAGCUGCAGCUCUUUCCUGCCUUCGUGUAUCCAAUUCAAAAGGUUUGAUAUGCAUCGAGACAUCGCCAAGAAAAUAAAGGAGCUUGAUUCAACACUUGAUCGGAUUACGAAAGAGAAAGAUCAGUUCAAAUUCAACACUUGUGCUGCAUCACACUCUGAUCAAGAAUCGAAACGAGUCACCACUACGUUUGAUGUGGAUGUGUCAGAGAUUCAAGGUAGGAAAUCCGAUGCCAGUGCUUUAAUAAGCAAGUUAGUGGAGAAUUCUGGAGAAGAAGAAGCAAGAAAUGGUCCCCCUGUGAUUUCCAUAGUGGGGGCGGGAGGGAUAGGGAAAACUACCCUUGCUCUACUAGUCUUUGAGGAUGAACAGAUCAAGACUCAUUUUGGGGAUGAAAGGGUGUGGAUUUGUGUUUCCGACCCUUUUGACCAGAUCAAGAUUGCAAAAGCCAUUGUUGAGUCAAUCACUAAAAGCUCCACGGAUCUGUCCCAACUCCAACUGUUACUGGAAAAGAUCAAAAGCACUUUGUGUGGGAAAAGGUUCCUACUUGUGAUGGAUGAUGUGUGGACAGAGCAGUAUGCAAAGUGGGAGCCAUUGAAGAACUCUCUCAAGGGUGGACUCCCCGGGAGUAGAAUCUUGGUGACCUCUAGGAAUGAGAGGGUUGCUAGAAUGAUGGGAAGUGUGCAUGUGCAUCCGUUGCAUCUAAUAUCUGACUCGGAAGCUUGGUUGUUGCUUAGCAGGAUAGCAUUUUCCGGGAGAAGGAAAGAGGAUUGUGAGGAACUGAAAGAUAUUGGUCAAAAAAUUGCUCAAAGGUGCAAAGGACUGCCCCUUGCUGCUAGGGUCAUGGGAAGCCUGCUAUUUUUCAAAGACACAAGAGAUGGUUGGCAAAAUGUUUUAAACAAUAAAAUUUGGGAGUUGGAGGAAGUGGUAACAGAACUCUUCCCUCAUUUGUAUCUAGGCUACAAUGAUUUGAACCCAAAGAUGAAGCAAUGUUUCUCAUACUGUGCUGUCUUUUCCAAAGAUUAUGAAAUAAAGGUAGAUAUGCUCAUCAGAAUUUGGAUGGCACAAGGUUAUGUGACCAUGGAAUCAGAAGGCAGGGAGUUAUUUGGGGUUUUAGCAAUGCGUUCUUUCUUCCAAGAUUUGGAGAAAGAUGACAUGGAUUCCAACAUUAUCAUAUCUUGCAAAAUGCAUGACAUAGUGCAUGAUUUUGCCCAGUUUCUUACAAAAAAUGAAUGCUAUAGUAUUGACCAACAGGAGGAUAAGGUCGGAUUUACAAAUCUACGUCAUCUGUCAUGGCUGAACACUACUAUGAAUAUGAAUUUCCCUUCCAUUUGUGAUAUUGAAAAACUUCGCAGCUUUUUUGUUGUAGGCUUUUCUCCCGUACAACUUACUCCUAAUUUGUUCAAUGGUCUGAAAUCUGUGAGAGUAUUAGGAUUGCAUGGCUGGAAGUUGCAAGAACUCCCAAAGGAGAUAGGAAAUCUGCUUCAUCUAAGGUACAUUGAUUUAAGUUGGAGCAAGGUAGAGGAGUUACCUGAUGCAGUUUGUUCAUUAUAUAACUUGCAAACUUUAGAUCUUAGAAGAUGUAUGAGUUUUUCUAGGCUGCCGAAAAGGAUUGGAAAUUUGCGUCAGCUAAGGUACAUUGAUUUAAGUCUGAGCAAAGUAGAGGAGUUACCUGAUACAAUUCACUCUUUAUUUAGUUUGCAAACUUUAGAUCUUGAAGGAUGUGAGCAAUUUUCUAGACUGCCUGAUAAGAUUGGAGAUUUGAGUCAGCUAAGAUACAUUAAUUUAAGUGAGAGCAAAGUAGAGAAGUUACCCGAUACAAUUUGUUCUUUGGAGAAUUUGCGAACUUUAGUUCUCAAAAAAUGUGAGCGUCUUUCUAGACUACCUGAAGGGAUUGGAAAUUUGGUUGAGUUAAGGUACAUUAAUUUAAAUGAUUGUGAAAAUGUGGAAGAGUUACCCAAAGGGAUUGGCAAUUUGAUAAACUUGAGACACCUUGACAUCAGAGGCACCAAGAGGCUAGAGAUGAUGCCCCAAGGUAUGGCAAAGCUAACUCAGCUUUGUAGUUUAAGUGAGUUUAAGGUGGGGAAAGAGUCAAGUAAGUUGGGAUACAUGGAGAAGCUGAACCAACUCAAAGGGGAGCUAUCCAUAUUUUUUUUGUGCGAUCUGAAUAGCCCAGCAGAUGUGGAGGAAGCAAAGAAAGCAGAAUUGAGAAAGAAGAAGCACAUUAAAGAAUUGCAUUUGCAUUUCAGUCCUGGAGUCGAUGUGGGAAUAGAUGUGAUAGAAGCUCUGAAACCACCUCCGGAACUGCAAAAUUUGGAACUUAAUGGGUACGGAGGAAUCCACUUCCCUUCCUGGAUUACACUGUCCCUUCAUAAUCUACAGAUUCUUAAAAUCUGGGGGUGCGAAAAUUGUCCAUCUUUGCCUCCAUUAGGCAAACUGCCUUCCCUGGAGACUCUUAUCAUAUUCUACAUGAAAAAGCUAAGAUAUGUAGGGAGUGAGUUUUUGGGAGUAGCAGAAGUAGGUGGUGUUGCUUUUCCAAAGCUGAAGGAAUUGGAGUUCACAUGGUGUGAGGAGUUGGAGGAGUGGGAAGAUUUCAAAGAAGAAGCAACAAUAAUAAUAAUGCCAUGCAUCAGGGAGUUGGAACUAAGUUAUUGCAGGAAACUUAAGACAGUGCCACAUCACCUCUUAAGUAGGCUGGAGUCUUUGAAGAUCAAUGACUGUCCGGGAUUACACUGUCCCUUCAUAAUCUAAGGAUUCUUAAAAUCCGGAUGUGCAGAAAUUGUUCAUCAUUGCCUCCAUUAGGCAAACUGCCAUCUCUGGAGACUCUUUCCAUAUGGAGCAUGAGAGAGCUAAGAUAUGUAGGGAGAGAGUUUUUGGGAGUAACAGAAGUAGGUGGUGUUGCUUUUCCAAAGCUGAAGGAAUUGGAGUUCUACGACUGUCGAGAGUGGGAGGAGUGGGAAGACUUGAAAGAAGAAGCAACAACAAUAAUAAUGCCAUGCAUCAAGGAGUUGGAACUAGAUGAUUGCAGGAAACUUAAGACAGUGCCACAUCACCUAUUAAGUAGGCUGGAGUCUUUGAAGAUAAAAGAUUGUCCGAGUCUCAAAGUUGAAUAGAUCGAGUGAAAUAUGUGACACUCCACAUGCCGAUCAGGUGUCAAAUGUAGGUACUACAAGAAAAUUGUUUUUUCUUUUUUAAAUCAUCAUAAAAGAUUUACCGUACUUGGUGUGAGAUUUCUUAUUGCGACCUUUCAUUAUUUCUU
Molecule: messenger RNA, 3600 nt
Organism: Ipomoea triloba (trilobed morning glory)
Lineage: Eukaryota; Viridiplantae; Streptophyta; Magnoliopsida; Solanales; Convolvulaceae
Product: putative disease resistance protein At3g14460
Exons: 3
Coding region: 54-3092 (1012 amino acids)
Biological process (GO): defense response to other organism
Molecular function (GO): ADP binding
Source: RefSeq, a predicted model, not a curated record